AUGCCCACACCGUCCCAGGUCUCGCCUCGGAUACAGGAAGUCCGGGACCUGGCGAAGCAGGACCCUUCGAAAGCCCUCAAGAGUUAUCAGAAGAUUCUCUCCGAAGGCCCAGGAUCCACAGAGGCCUCGUCGCGAGAAUAUGAGCAAGCUUUGAUCGGACUGGGAGAGCUGCAUCGGGAUGCAAAGAAGCCUCAGGACAUUGCAGAGCUCAUUAAGACCAGCCGAGACACCUUUUCGUCAUUCGCUAAAGCGAAGACUGCUAAGCUAGUCCGUCAACUUCUCGACCUCAUCAGCGAAAUCCCUAAUACUCUCGAUCUUCAAGCAAGUGUCAUCCAAUCAUGCAUAGAAUGGGCUGUUUCAGAGCGACGGUCUUUCCUUCGACAAAACCUCCAAGCAAGAUUGGUCGCAAUUCACAUGCAGAAGCAAGCCUACUACGAUGCCCUCACUCUCAUCAACUCCCUUCUCCGCGAGCUGAAGCGUCUGGAUGACAAACUUAUGUUAGUGGAGGUUCAGCUGCUCGAGUCCCGUGUAUACCAUGCUUUGGGUAACCAGGCGAAGGCACGAGCUGCUUUGACCGCCGCACGAACGUCCGCAGCUUCCGUUUACACACCUCCCAAUCUGCAGGCUGGCUUGGACAUGCAAAGUGGUAUGCUCCACGCCGAGGACAAGGACUUCAACACUGCUUUCUCGUAUUUCAUUGAGGCUCUGGAAGGAUAUAACUCACUUGACGAGGGAGAGCUUGCCACAGCAGCUUUGCAAUACAUGCUGCUGUGCAAGAUUAUGUUGAACUUGGUGGAUGAUGUCACACAACUUUUGGGGUCCAAGCAAGCCCAAAAGUAUGCCAGCCCACGCCUGGAGGCCAUGAAGGCGGUGGCCAAGGCUCACUCAAACCGGUCUCUGGAGGAAUAUGAAAAGGCUCUCUCCGAUUACCGAUAUGAACUUGGCAGCGACACCUUUAUUCGAAACCAUCUCCGCCGUUUGUACGAUGCUAUGUUGGAGCAGAAUUUAAUCAAGGUGAUCGAGCCGUUCAGCCGUGUGGAGCUAGACCACAUCGCCAAGAUGGUUGGUCUCGAUACCCAGCAAGUGGAACGCAAGCUGUCGCAGAUGAUUUUGGACAAGGUGAUCAUUGGUGUACUGGACCAAGGUUCGGGAUGUCUGAUCGUUUUCGAUGAGACUGAGCGUGACCAAGCUUAUGAUGCUGCACUAGACACCAUUGAGAAGUUGAGCAAUGUGGUGGAGGGUCUGUAUACUAACCAGGCAUCGCUACUGGAGUAG
Penicillium angulare is the source of this 1275-nucleotide messenger RNA. RefSeq names its product proteasome regulatory particle lid subunit RPN6. Bases 1 to 1275 code for a protein of 424 amino acids. The transcript is spliced from 2 exons. Lineage: Eukaryota; Fungi; Ascomycota; Eurotiomycetes; Eurotiales; Aspergillaceae. Gene Ontology annotation, molecular function: structural molecule activity. The record is from RefSeq and is a predicted model, not a curated record. Gene Ontology annotation, biological process: ubiquitin-dependent protein catabolic process. Gene Ontology annotation, cellular component: proteasome regulatory particle, lid subcomplex.